AUGGAGUAUCUCGAAAAAGGCGACCUCUUGAAAUACCUAGAUCAUUCAAGAACGCCUCUCUCAGAGAACGAGACAAAAGAGAUUACAUUCCAGAUCCUCGAAGGUCUAGACAUGAUGCACCAAAAUAAAUUUGCUCAUCGUGACCUCGAGCCCCAGAAUAUCUUGAUUCAAUCGCAUCCACCUAGUCAAUGGUGGGUCAAGCUGGCCGACUUUGGAAUCAGCAAACGGAUCGAGGAAGCAUCUGGGGGCUCGACUCUACACGGUACUCUGGGGUACAUAGCUCCUGAGUUAUGGAAGCUGACAGCACGAGGCAGUCCCGGACGGCCUUUUCAAAUAUAG
Messenger RNA from Penicillium brasilianum, 339 nucleotides. The record is from the annotation of a GenBank genome assembly. Lineage: Eukaryota; Fungi; Ascomycota; Eurotiomycetes; Eurotiales; Aspergillaceae.